This is a messenger RNA of Myotis brandtii (Brandt's bat), 3660 nucleotides long. RefSeq names its product lysine-specific demethylase 5B. NCBI's taxonomy places the organism in Eukaryota, Metazoa, Chordata, Mammalia, Chiroptera, Vespertilionidae. Gene Ontology annotation, cellular component: nucleus. The record is from RefSeq and is a predicted model, not a curated record. Gene Ontology annotation, biological process: chromatin remodeling. The transcript is spliced from 3 exons. The annotation marks the transcript as partial. Gene Ontology annotation, molecular function: DNA binding; histone demethylase activity.
CUCGGGGGCCUCGGGCCGCUGGGCGAGUUCCUGCCGCCACCCGAGUGCCCGGUGUUCGAGCCCAGCUGGGAGGAGUUCGCCGACCCAUUCGCCUUCAUCCACAAGAUCCGGCCCAUCGCUGAGCAGACAGGCAUCUGCAAGGUGCGGCCGCCGCGGGAUUGGCACCCACCAUUUGCAUGUGAUGUGGACAAGCUUCACUUCACGCCCCGGAUCCAGAGGCUGAACGAGUUGGAGGCUCAAACCCGUGUGAAACUGAAUUUCCUGGACCAGAUUGCAAAGUACUGGGAGCUGCAGGGAAGUACUCUGAAGAUCCCGCACGUGGAGAGGAAGAUCCUGGACUUGUUUCAGCUCAACAAGUUAGUUGCAGAAGAAGGUGGAUUUGCAGUUGUUUGCAAGGAUAGAAAAUGGACCAAAAUUGCCACCAAGAUGGGGUUUGCUCCUGGCAAAGGCGCGGGAUCCCACAUCAGAGGGCAUUACGGGCGAAUCCUCCACCCCUACAACCUGUUCUUGUCUGGAGACAGUUUGAGGUGUCUGCAGAAGCCAAACCUGGCCACAGACACGAAGGACAAGGAGUAUAAGCCCCAUGAUAUUCCCCAGAGGCAGUCUGUGCAGCCCGUGGAAACCUGCCCCCAAGCCCGGCAAGCAAAGCGCAUGCGAGCAGAGGCCAUGAAUAUUAAAAUAGAACCAGAAGAGACAACAGAAGCCAGAACUCACAAUCUGAGACGUCGAAUGGGUUGUCCAACUCCGAAAUAUGAAAACAAGAAAGACAUGAAGAGCAGCAUCAAGCAAGAACCCAUUGAGAAGAAAGAGCACCUUCUAGAAAGUGAGAGGGAGAAACCCAAGAGUCGACCUAAGAAAACCACCAGUGCUGUGGACCUGUACGUCUGCCUCUUGUGUGGCAGCAGCAGCGAGGAGGACCGGCUGCUCCUGUGUGAUGGGUGUGAAGACAGCUACCACACCUUCUGCUUGGUCCCGCCCCUGCACCGCGUGCCCAAGGGAGACUGGCGGUGCCCUAAGUGCGUGGCCCAGGAGUGUAGUAAGCCACAAGAAGCAUUUGGCUUUGAGCAAGCAGCCAGAGACUAUACCCUCCGAGCUUUUGGGGAAAUGGCAGAUGCGUUCAAGUCUGACUACUUCAACAUGCCAGUCCACAUGGUUCCCACCAAACUGGUUGAGAAGGAAUUUUGGCAGCUGGUCAGCACGAUUGAGGAAGACGUCACUGUCGAGUACGGAGCCGAUAUUGCCUCCAAGGAGUUUGGCAGUGGCUUCCCUGUCCGCGACGGGAAGGUCAAACUCUCCCCUGAGGAGGAGGAAUAUCUGGACAGCGGCUGGAACUUGAACAACAUGCCGGUGAUGGAGCAGUCGGUCCUGGCCCACAUCACGGCCGACAUCUGCGGCAUGAAGCUGCCCUGGCUGUACGUGGGCAUGUGUUUCUCCUCCUUCUGCUGGCACAUCGAGGACCACUGGAGCUACUCCAUCAACUACCUGCACUGGGGUGAGCCCAAAACCUGGUACGGCGUCCCCGGGUCCGCGGCCGAGCAGCUGGAGAGCGUCAUGAAGAGGCUGGCGCCCGAGCUCUUCGUGUCCCAGCCGGACCUGCUGCACCAGCUGGUGACCAUCAUGAACCCCAACACCCUGAUGACGGAAGUGCCUGCUGUUUACCGGACGAACCAGUGUGCCGGGGAGUUUGUGAUCACGUUCCCGAGGGCCUACCACAGCGGCUUCAACCAAGGCUUUAACUUCGCCGAGGCCGUCAACUUCUGCACGGUGGACUGGCUGCCCCUGGGCCGCCAGUGCGUGGAGCACUACCGCCUGCUGCACCGCUACUGCGUGUUCUCCCACGACGAGAUGAUCUGCCGCAUGGCCGCCAAGGCCGGCGUGCUGGACGUGGUCGCGGCUUCCGCCGUCCAGAAGGAUAUGGCCAUCAUGAUCGAGGACGAGCGAGCUCUCCGAGAGACCGUCCGCAAACUGGGAGUAAUUGAUUCGGAAAGAAUGGCUUUUGAGCUGUUGCCGGACGAUGAGCGUCAGUGCAUAAAGUGCAAGACGACGUGCUUCAUGUCGGCCGUGUCCUGUGCCUGCAAGCCCGGCCUGCUGGUGUGCCUGCACCACGUGCCCGAGCUGUGCUCCUGUCCUCCUGGCAAAUACAAGCUGCUAUACAGAUACACUCUAGACGACCUCUACCCCAUGAUGAAUGCACUGAAGCUGCGAGCCGAGUCCUACAAUGAAUGGGCCGUGACUGUGAACGAAGCUCUGGAGGCAAAGAUCAGCAAGAAGAAGAGCCUCGCCAGCUUGAAGGCUCUGAUGGAAGAGUCAGAGAUGAAGAAGUUCCCGGACAACGACCUCCUGCGCCACCUGCGCUUGGUCACGCAGGACGCGGAGAAGUGUGCCUCUGUGGCCCAGCAGCUGCUCAGCGGGAAAAGGCAGACCAGAUUCCGAUCUGGGGGAGGAAAGUCCCCGAACCAGCUGACGGUGAGCGAGCUCCGGCAGUUCGUGACACAGCUGUACGCGCUCCCCUGCGCCCUCAGCCAGGCACCGCUGCUGAAGGACCUUCUGAGCCGCGUGGAAGAUUUCCAGCAGCAGAGCCAGAAGCUGCUCUCCGAGGAGGCGCCCCGUGCGGCCGAGCUGCAGGAGCUGCUGGACGUGAGCUUUGAGUUUGACGUGGACCUCCCGCAGCUCACGGAGGUGCGCGUCCGCCUGGAGCAGGCCCGCUGGCUGGAGGAGGUGCAGCAGGCGUGCCUGGACCCCAGCUCCCUCACCUUAGGUGAUAUGAGGCGCCUCAUAGACCUGGGGGUGGGCCUGGCCCCGUACGCAGCCGUGGAGAAAGCCAUGGCCAGGCUCCAGGAGCUGCUCACAGUGUCUGAGCACUGGGAGGACAAGGCCAAGAGCCUGCUCAGAGCCAGGCCCCGGCAGUCGCUGACCAGCCUGGCCACGGCCUUGAAGAAGAUGGAGGAGAUCCCCACCUACCUGCCCAGCGGGGCGGUUCUGAAGGACUCGGUGCAGAGAGCCAGGGACUGGCUGCAGGAUGUGGAGGCCCUGCAGGCUGGAGGGCGUGUGCCCGUGUUGGACAUGCUGGUGGAGCUGGUCGCGCGAGGCCGCUGCAUCCCCGUGCACCUGAGCCCCCUGCCACGGCUGGAGUCCCUCGUAGCUGAGGUCCAGGCCUGGAAGGAAUGUGCUGCCAACACAUUCUUGAUGGAGAACUCUCCGUACUCCCUCCUGGAGGUGCUGUGUCCUCGCUGUGAUAUCGGCCUUUUGGGAUCAAAGCAGAAGCAGAGGAAGUUCAAGAAGCCCUUGCCCAACGGGAAGAAGCGGAGCAGGCGGCUGGAGAGCCUGAGCGACCUGGAACGGGCCCUGGCCGAGAGCAAGGAGACGGCCUCAGCUAUGGCGGCCCUGGGGGAAGCCCGCCUUUGGGAGAUGGAGGCCCUGCAGUCCCUCCGCCUGGCCAAUGAGGGGAAGCUGCUGGCGCCCGGCCAGGAAGCGGAGACGAAGGUCUGCCUGUGCCAGAAGGCCCCGGCCGCCCCGAUGGUCCAGUGCGAGCUCUGCCGGGACAUAUUGCCUGAGGGCGAGGACUCUUACCUCUCCUUGCCACCUUGGCUAGGUGCUCCACCAACAGUCAACAAUGAUAACCAAGAUGACUUAGGAAAAGGUGUGCUUUCCAGCCAGUAG